UAUACUACAUCCGCAGAAACGGACGCCGGACGCCGGCCCGUCCUUGACCCGUGACCGUCGAUAGCUGACAGCCGUCAGAUGUGCGACUCAUCCUGACGACUGACUGCUAUGGACACGCUCCCGGACCUCUCCUUCGCGCUCGGCGUGCCCUCGGCGUCGGGCGCGGGCUCGGGCUCGGUGGCCCGCCUCGUCUGCCAGUGCGGAAGGCAGUUCACGCGCAUCGAGAAUCUCCGCCGCCACCAGCGGAACCGUGAGUCCAAGCUCUCGUGUCCCGUGUGCAGCCGCACCUUCCGCCGGCCGGACGUGUUGAAGCGGCACAUGCGCACGCACCGCGACAGUGCGGGCUCCGGCUCGCCGCCCGCGCCCGCAUCUGCACCCGCACCCGCACCCGCACCCGCACCGGCAGCCGGGGGCCCACCGCCGCUCGCGGCGCUCAUGGGCGCCCUCCCGACUCCGGGCGAGGCGAGCACGAGCGCGAGCGCGAGCGCCACGGCCCUCCCCGCGCCGCCGCACGCCGCGCUCGAGGCCGUGAUGCACGCGUCCGUCGUACACGGCCCCGCGUACUUGACAUCGACGAUCCCGCACAUACCCUACCGCCCGCCGCGGGUGCAUGAGGCGGACGACGACGACUCGUCGAGCGUCGACGAGGACAGCGACGGCUCCGAGCUCGGCACGUGGGACGGCGCGAUCGCCCGCGCCGCCGCAGCGGGGUAUACCGCCGACUCGGGGUAUACGUUGCUCUCGCCCCGGCUGGCCGGCGAGCGGAUGCACGCCGACGACGAGUGGAGUUUGCCGGGCACGAGCGCCAGCGAGGGCGGCGUGUGGCUCUCCGACGCGGUGUAUACGCGCGCGAAAGCGUGGUGUGACACGCGCGACCGCAGCAUCCGGUGGCCGGACCUCGCGACCGCCAACGCGUUGAUGGAGGCACACUUUGAGCGCGUCGAGCCCCAACUGCCGCUGAUAUACCUCCCGACGUUCCGCACCGCGCACGCGGCGCCGAGCCUCGUUGCGGCGCUGCUUGCGUCCGGCGCGUGCGCCGUGCGGCACACGCGCGCACGCACAUUCGCAUGCGAGGUCGCCGAGACGCUCCGCCGUGCCCUGGAUCCCAGCGCGGACGCGCUGCACGCGCUCGUGCUCGCCUACCUCGCGGCCGCGGGGUGCGGGAGCGCGCGCGCGCCACUCCUCCUCGCGUCGCUCGCGGCGCUCGUGCGCGCACAGCGCCUCCUGGCCCCACGAGACCCCGAGAGCGAAUGGGGCGCGUGGGUGCGCGCCGAGACGCGCACGCGGCUCGGGCUCGCCGUGUUCCUGUGCGACGCGGCGCUGGGCAUCGCGGACGUCGAGGGCGCAGCGGUGCCGGACGCCGAGCGCUGGAUGCUGGCGCCGGACGCGUGGCUUGCGCGCGAGCACGCGAGCGUCGGCGCUGCGUGCGUGCUGCGUAGCAACGCUGACGCCAGACUCGCGGCGCUGCCGCGGUAUCCCGCGCCCAUGGGCGAGUUCGGCGCGCGCGUGCUCUUCGCGACGAUACAGUGGGGGAUACGGACGUACCGCGCCGAAGAGCGCGUGUUCUGCCGCGCGCAGGAGGUGUUGGGCCUCGCCCUGCCCGCGCGCUUACAUGUAAGAGGGGAGCGGGCGGGCUGACCCCAGGCGCUGGAGACGCUGCUCGAGGCCGCGGGGCAGGCGUAUGGCCAGGGCGUGGGGUAUUAUCUCGGAUAUGUGCUCUUGCGGGCGCCGCGGGAGGAAGGUGAGUGCUCUGAAAGCACGCUGACACCAGAUCUCGAGGCGGGAACGGCACCCGAUGCCCUCCCCGUCGCACACGCCGCACACCUCCUCCUCGCCGCCGGCUGGCCGUUGCCCUCCGGCGACAUCUUCGCGCCCCCGGCGGUAUAUCAUGCUUUGCUGGU
Molecule: messenger RNA, 1901 nt
Organism: Cutaneotrichosporon oleaginosum
Lineage: Eukaryota; Fungi; Basidiomycota; Tremellomycetes; Trichosporonales; Trichosporonaceae
Source: RefSeq, a predicted model, not a curated record